Molecule: messenger RNA, 2564 nt
Organism: Owenia fusiformis
Lineage: Eukaryota; Metazoa; Annelida; Polychaeta; Sabellida; Oweniidae
Source: the annotation of a GenBank genome assembly
GACCUCUCAUAAAUUAGGACAUCAAUAAUAAUACCCAACAGUAAGUUUAACCUCAGAAGUCAAUAUGAGAAACUUAGCGUUAACAGUGUUGGUGAUUCUUGCAGUGAUAAUCCUUGUGACCGCUCCUCCUCCAAAACGUGGGAGGGGGCAUAGCAAUACACGACCAAGACACGAGAGACACGAGGGACGGUCGCCGGGAAAUGAGUCGAAAAGGAGAGAGCAUUCAUCAAGAAGGAAUCAUGCUCACAGAAAGCGUAACAGAGAUGUUGACAAUCAUGAUACUCAAACAGAGAGGACAACACGAUUGAAUCCAGUGACAACUCAAAGCCCAAAAUGCGAUUGCUCUAAGUGUUUUAACGUCAAAAAGCCUGGACAGCCACCAAUCAACAGGCCCAGAGCAGCUAAUGGAAUGAAAUAUCUUCAACAGUUUGGGUAUAUGCCGUUUGCACGAUCUGCUGCAGCAUUUGAAAUGUCUGUCGAUGCUUCAGGAAGACCUAUGGCACCGGCAAAGAUGAUUUCCGAGUCUAUCAAAAAGUUCCAAAGGGUGGCCCAUAUUGAACAAACAGGUAUAUUGGACGAGGCAACAUUAGAAAUGAUGGAAAAGCCAAGAUGUGGGGUACCCGAUACUAACAUCCUCGACAAUGAAUCAAGAGACAAAAGAUAUGUCACCCACUCGAGCAAAUGGGAAAAGACUCGUCUAACGUACAACAUAUCUGGCUUUACAAAUGAUCUUGACCAGGCCAUAGUUGAGAAAGAUAUCGCAGAUGCCUUUAACUUCUGGACGAGUGUGACACCUCUAACCAUCACUAAGGCAAACCAGGGGAAGGUAGACAUCGACAUAUACUUUACCAAUGCUGAUCAUGGAGAUGGUAGUCCGUUUGAUAUGCAAGGAGGAGUGCUGGCUCACGCAUUCUUUCCAACGGGUGCUAUUGAGUUUGAUGUCGCUGGUGAUACUCAUUUCGAUGAAGGGGAGGUUUGGACAAAUGGGGAACGCAGAGGCGCCAAUCUGCUGUACGUAGCAGUGCAUGAAUUUGGUCAUGCACUGGGACUCGCUCACUCGGAUCAGUUUGACUCGGUGAUGUAUCCAUUCGCACGAGGGUAUGAUCCUAAUCUGAAGCUUUACCAGGAUGAUAUUGAUGGAAUUCAAUCACUUUAUGGUGUUAAACCAACACCUUCAGAGCCAAAAUCAACCGCUCCUAGCACCGAACCGACAACUCCUAAAAUUGAGACAGAUGCUCCAACAACGCCAAGAAUGACAGAACCGUCGACCACAACUGAAACGGAAUCUCCAACAACGCAAAGAGUGACAGAACCGACAACAUCUGAAGUUGAAACAGAAGCUCCAACAACGAAAAGAUUGACAGAUGAACCAACUACUAAAGUGACCACAGACCCUCCGACACAAAGACCUAUUACGGAUCUACCAACAACAACAUCACCAGAGACUGAGACGUGUAUCAACACCAUGGAUGCGAUAACCAUCACUGUAUUGGGUGACACUGUGGCGUUCCGAGAUUCACAGGUUUACAUAUUGUCCGUCAGUGACUAUGGCGUCCAGGAAGGAUACCCAAAACACAUUUCUGCAAUGUUUCCCCACGGCCCAGAUGAGGUUGAUGCGGCUUUAACAUUCCCCCAUUACAAGCCAGGAAAAGAAUACAAGAUUGGGGAGCAGAGUUACACGUGGCUGUUUAAGGGUGACAAGAGCUGGAAAUAUCAAAAUGUUGGCGGAGCGCUGGUGUUGGCUACUGGGUAUCCAAGGUAUAUCUAUGCAGACUGGGGAUUACUGGGUGUACGAGACAGGAGGGCAUCCGAGGGAAUAGAUUCUGCCUUUAUAUGGGGAAAUUCAGGCAAUGUUUAUUUCACUAAAGGGAACCAGUAUUGGAAGUAUAGCGGGACUAUGAGAAGGAUGCUCAAUGGUUACCCAAAGUCAACCAACAGGAUCGGCGUACUUAGACGAGCUGGAGUAACUGAGGUUGACGCCGCUUUCCGGUGGAUUAACAAUAAAAUAUAUUUCUUUAAGGACGGGCAGUACCAUAGAUACGAACGAGGGCAAGCGAAUCUCAUUGGACCUAAAGACACGGGGAAAUAUUGGUUUGGAUGUUCUGAACCUUAAGUCAAGAUCGUUGGACGGCGACGUUCAAUAAAUAAGAAGAGUAAAAGCAAACGCCAGUUGCAAGAACAAAGGACCAGUCUCAAAGUACCUAACAAACUUUCCCAAAACUAAGGAUGGUUAUAAUAGGCAUUAUAAAGUACCAAGAGACAAACCGUAUAUUUGAUUUAGAAAACGAUUACCCAUCGACAAUUCUUAUACUCGAUCAAAUCAUAUGAUUAGUUCGAUUUUGCUGUAUCAAUUUAGAUGUUUGCCCAUCGAGAAAUAAUUCAAUGACAUUGUUUUAUAACGCCAUCUGCACUUCAAAUUUUAUUAUAGAAAAUGAUGAAAUACCUCGCCACUCGGGCUAGCCACUAAGUAGUUAGACUUCUUAGUUUGUGUACGUAUGCAAUAUGUAAAAAAUCCAUAUUUUUCAUAUUUAAAAUAAAACCUACAAAAUAAAAACACAUGUGUU